UCCGCGUCCUGCGCCGCGCGAGCUCCAGUCGUCACCACACGGUCGCCAGAAGCUCCCGGCUCCGCCAGCCUCGGACCUCGCGCGCGCCACACGAAGCCCGGCUGACGUCAGCGAUGGAGAGCCUGCUGGACAACCCCAUGAAGGCCGUGCUGUACCUGAAGGAGCUCACCACCAUCGUGCAGAACCAGCAGAGCCUCAUCCAGACGCAGCGCCAGCGCAUCGACGAGCUCGAGCGCAAGGUGGAGGACCUGAUCGGGGAGAACCGGAACCUGCGCGACCCCCAUCACUACGUCCACCUCCCACCUAGCCAGCGGAGCGCCAGCCCUCAGGCGCCCGCCCACCUGCACCAGCACCCCGCCAGCACCAGAGCGGCGGCGCACCACCACCACCACCAGCAGCAGCAGCAGCAGCAGCAGCAGUCCGUCGCGCCGAGCCCGGCCCCGGCCCCGCUCGCCGCCCCGGCCUCGCACCACCCGCAGCACCUUCAGCUCGUGCCCACCUCCCCGCAGUCUCCCAGAGACAAGCCGGCGGCUCCCGAGUCGGCGGCGGAGGAGGAGGAGGACAAGAGGAGCCCGUGCUGCAGGUCCCUGGUUCCGCAGACCCCCACCACGCUGUGCCGCUCCGUGGGACUCGCCAGGAAGGCAGAGAACCAGACGGUGCUUCAUCAGUUCUGCUGUCCGGCUCCUGAAGCUCCGGAAGGGGAACCCUCCACGGCCUGUGUCCCCAGCGAUGACCUUUCUCCAGACUCGGGGCAGGAUGGUAAGGGAGGAGAGGGGGAGCUGCAGAGUGAGGCCCAGUCACAUCCGCAGCAGCAAGAGCCACAAACCCCACCCCAACAGCCACAACCCCAACCCCAACCUCAGCCUGAAGCGAAACUGCCACCACGGCCAGAAGUGACGCCGCAACACCGGCCGGAAGCCGUACAGGAGGAAGCGCCGCCGGAAGCCAGCCCCCAGCCCCAGCCUGAUGCCACCCCGAGCCCCCCGGCAGAGGCCCCUCCACAGCCCCAUCCUGAAGCCACCCUGCAGCAAGAACCCGAGGAACGAGCUCCAUCAGCUCCAAAGCCAGAGCAAGUGGAUGAACCAAAGGUGGAAGCCCCGACCCUCUCCCCGGUCAGAGCGGAGAAAUGUGGGUCCCAAAGUGUGCAGGAGCAGGAAGAAGAAGAAGCAAAGGAAAGUCAGGAGAAGGCGCCAGACAAGGCAGAGGAGGAGGAAGUGGGAGGAGCAAAAGGAGGUGGGGCAGGGAGGAGAGCCAGUCUGCACCACACCACCUCCCCCUUGAGGGUGCAGCGCAAUGGGGCCUCGCACUCGGCCACCUCCGACUAUGAGCUGUCGCUUGACCUCAAAAACAAGCAGAUCGAAAUGUUAGAGCACAAGUACGGUGGCCACCUCAUCUCCCGCCAUGCCGCCUGCAAAAUCCAGACUGCCUUCCGCCAGUACCAGCUCAGCAAAAACUUUGAGAAAAUCCGCAAUUCCCUCCUGGAGAGUCGCCUGCCUCGGCGAAUCUCCCUGCGCAAGGUCCGAGUACAAAACACGGAGGGUUUCUCUGCUGAGCGGGCGCUGGCCGAAGGCUGCCACCUGGCAGGCGUCCCACUGGUGCGCUCCCCGUCCUUACCCGCCACGGUGGGCGGCAGCCUCACCGACCUGGAGGACUCCUUCACCGAACAGGUCCAGUCCCUGGCCAAGUCCAUAGACGAUGCUCUCAGUAACUGGAGUCUGAAGACCAUGUGCUCGCUGCAGGAAGGCGGCGCCUACCAGUUCACUUCCGACUCCUUCAAAGCCGCCGUGGAUUCUGCGGCGGCCGGAGUGGAGGGCGGCGCGCUGGGGGAGGCGCUCGCUCAGCCAAGCCCGCUGGACCCCAGCGGGCUCUCCAAAAGUGCCAGCAAGCUGAUGAUGGCUUUCCGGGACGUGACCGUGCAGAUCGACAGUCAGAACAUCCGAGUCUCCUCUUCAGUUGUGGAGUCGUCCACUUCAGUCACGCUAGGGAGCAGCGUUCAGCAAGACGGGAGCUGGUUGAACUCCACUACAAAGGUCCCCAGCCCUGAACCCUCACCAGCGCCCCCUCCUCCUGUCAAGAUCCCAGAGCAACCCGUAGAUCUCCCUCCUCCCCCGCAAGAGACGCCUGUCCCACCUGAGCUGGAUGGGGAGGGAAGCGACCAGGACGCCGAGUUCCCGGCCCCGCCUCCCAGUGAAGAGCUGAGGGAAGAAGACCAGCCUCCCUUAACCCCUCUGAACAAGGUGGCUGCCAAAGAGCUGGUUGACUCCACGGUGCCAGCCCCGACACCGCAGGUGCCUGUAGCAGCGGGCGGGGCCUCUCUGGUGGUGGAGCCUCUGGGAGCCAAGAGGAGCGGCUCUGAAACAGCAGACAACAGCUCGGAGCAGAUGAGCAGCAGCAGCACUUCCACCGAGGCGCGCUCCACCUCCGAGGCCUCGUCCAAGGAGGCUCUUCAAGCCAUGAUCCUCAGCCUGCCGCGCUACCACUGUGAGAACCCUGCCAGCUGCAAGUCCCCCAUGUUGUCCACGGAUGUCAUGAGGAAACGCCUCUAUCGCAUCGGCCUCAAUCUCUUCAACGUGAACCCCGACAAAGGCCUGCAGUUUCUGAUCUCCAGAGGCUUCAUCCCGGACACUCCCAUCGGCGUCGCCCACUUCCUUCUUCAGAGGAAAGGUCUGAGUCGGCAGAUGAUCGGAGAGUUUCUGGGCAACAGCAAGAAGCCCUUCAACCGAGACGUCCUCGACUGCGUGGUGGAUGAGAUGGACUUCUCUGGGAUGGAGCUGGAUGAAGCUCUGAGGAAGUUCCAGGCCCACAUCCGUGUGCAGGGGGAGGCCCAGAAGGUGGAGCGUCUGAUCGAGGCCUUCAGUCAGCGCUACUGCAUGUGUAACCCGGAGGUGGUGCAGCAGUUCCACAACCCCGACACCAUCUUCAUCCUGGCCUUCGCCAUCAUCCUGCUGAACACUGACAUGUACAGCCCCAACAUCAAGCCGGACCGCAAGAUGCUCUUAGAGGAUUUCAUACGAAACCUGAGAGGUGUGGACGACGGAGCCGACAUCCCUCGUGACAUAGUGGUGGGCAUCUACGAGCGAAUACAGCUGAGAGAACUCCGCUCCAACGAAGACCAUGUGACCUACGUGUCGAAGGUGGAGCAGUCGAUCGUUGGCAUGAAAACGGUCCUGUCGGUCCCUCACCGAAGACUGGUCUGCUGCAGUCGACUCUUCGAGGUCACCGACGUGAACAAGGCCCAGAAGCAGGCGGCGCACCAGAGAGAAGUCUUCCUCUUCAACGAUCUCAUCGUGAUCCUGAAGCUCUGCCCGAAGAAGAAGAGCACGGCGGCGUACACCUUCUGCAAAGCCAUGGGUCUGCUGGGGAUGCAAUUCCACCUGUUUGACAACGAGUACUACCCUCACGGCAUCACCAUCAUCUCACCCUUCGGCUCCGACAAGAAGCAGGUUCUGCAUUUCUGCGCGCAAAGUGCCGAGGAGCUGCUGAAGUUCAUCGAAGACCUGAAGGAGUCCAUCGCCGAGGUGUCUGAGAUGGAGCAGAUCCGGAUCGAGUGGGAGCUGGAGAAGCAGCAGGGGGCCAAGGGUCACGCCAUCAAGAACAACGGCGCUCAGCGGGAGCUGCGUGGUAAACAAGGCCAGCCAGCAGGGAACCAGGAGCUGGACAGCAGAAGCAACGCCAUAGAGGUGUCCAUUCACAACAGGCUUCAGACGUACCAGCUCAGUCAGAGUCCCGAGAGGGGGCCAGUUCUUAACCCCCCCGAGGAGCCUCUGUUCCACCAGGGGCUGAUCCAGGGGCCGCUGCCGCCGCCACACCCCGCCCAUCACCCGUACCUCCAGCACUUCCUGCCGCCGGCCAUCAGCGUGGCAGACCUGCGCCCCGAGACGCUGAUCCAGUGUCAGCAGAUGGUGAAGUUCAUCAUGCUGGACGGGCGCGUGGGGGCCUUCUUCAGCCAGGGCCCCGUCCCCCACCACCAGCAGCAGCAGCAGCAGCAGCAGCAACUCAGCCGCUCGGCCACGUCCACGCCGGCGCGGGAGCUGUUGGCGGACCGCGGCGGCGUGGACGACGGCCACCAGCUCCCCCUCCCACCCCCGCCCCCGCCUUACCACCACCCGCACCAGUACAUGCCCCCGGACCCCCGGCUCGGCCUCCACCGGACCCCGAGUGGCUCUCAGAGCAUGCUCUGAAGGAAACACGGCCCCCUGUACAUAACCCUGUACAUAUAUAGGUACGGAGCGACACACUAGUAUAUGCAGAUAUUUAAGAACUGAGAUGGAACCUUCAGUGCAGAUAAAGUUUUGCUCCACACGUAUUUUCAAAUAAUAGUAGUUUUAUCACAUUUCUGAACCCUUUUGACUGAAGGGCACUCGGGGCCCCUGCUGCACGCCCGUGUGCUGGGAACAACGUGCCAAACGUUCACGCUUCCACCCCACAUCCACCACUUUGCACUUGACCGGGGCUUGAAGACGGACAGACGGACUGCCGAGGCACUCGCACCUCGCCUGGACGCACGGAUUCCACCUGGGAUCCAAGAGAAAAACCACACCAAAAAAGUGGAUCCUCUUCGUCUUCGUGUUUCUCAACGUCCUCGCCAGCACUGUCACGUCCUCGGAAGUGGACUGGAUGGAACCAGAGUGGGCGGCGCCACUCGGUCGACACUGUGCUGCUCUCUUGGCUUCCACAAUGCUGUUCUCUUUUCAGGGAGCUCUUCAUGUCUGCGCCAGUCUCGUCGACUCGCUGCUGCUCCCCCCGUGUCACCAGUGAUUUCACUUUGAGCGACAGAGGAUGAGUCAUUGUUUUAUUUAAGACUGAAGAUGAAAAGUUUCUUUCUUAAUCUCUUCAUCCACUGGCCAUUUGGCUUCCUCACGAUUACAGUGAAGGCGUCACGGGCGUGAUGUAACAGGCUCCGGCCAACAUCCUGGUUGGUCACAUUUUAAUCCCAAAAUGACAAUGUUAUUGUUUUUGGAACGGAACACAGAAAGAACGUGUGACCCAGCUCCGCCCCUGACCUUUGACCCUGUGUAGCUUGGCUCAGUUGCCAGGAAAUGAACGGUCAGUUUUGAGUCAGUACUCAAAGUACAGCUGAUACAUUUUAGGUCGUGGGGGCAGCAGCUGCCAAAAAGAGGUCCAGAAGAAGAGAGUUCUAAUGUCUAAAUCUUCUUCUCUGAGGAUAAAGUAGAAAUGGAGAGCCUUCUAGCUCAGCUCUGCCCCCCCUCCAGGCCCUGAUCAGUCCUGGAUGAGGUGUACAGUUGCAGAAACAUCUCAGGUGAAGCAAGGUGUCGGGCGCUGCUAGGAUCUCAUCCUUGGAAUCAAUCCUUUCCUCCAGUGCUUUGCCAGUGAUGAACUUUGAUGUUGCUGGGCCGCCGUGACUCGACACCCCCCCUCCCAGUCCCACCCACCCCACCAUUACCACAGCAUCCGCGAGAGAAAAAAACCAUUUGUCUGAAGCUUCUGCUCAGAGGGCCAUGACUCUGAGUAACAUCCCAGAUUCCAGGCGAGUCGUCGUCCACCCGUGAGCUGUUACCUGGAUUAAGAGCCAUGACGCUGUUUUUCUAGGCCGUGAAUAGCAUUUUAAAUCCAGCGACUUUUCAAUAUGGACUGAAUAGUUUUGUAUUUCACUCUUACAGCCGUGGAUUCUGUUUGGUUCUCCUCACGCAUGAGUCGGGUUGUGUAGCGAAGGCUGUAGUGCAUGACUGAGUUGCUGAAUGGGAUUGUUAUCAUUUCUUUUCUGUUCGGGGAAAAUGUGAAGAGAAAAAAAAAGCAUCUGGAGGUGAGUUUGUGGGUCUGUGCCUCCGGAUGGAAGCGCAGCUUUCCUCUCCGUCACCACCAUGUCCUGCACCGUGUGUGUACCAUACACCUCCACCUGUGAUAGCUAAGCUAAUGUAGCAUUUUGGGGUAGUCAGCACAUGAUAGAGAAGAGCAGUGGACGCUGAAAAAAAGGGCUCUUCCAUACAAGUGCUCUGCUUUAUGAAUGAAACGCAGAAUUUUCAACUCUGUUUGCUUCAGUUACUUAAAGAAGAAGACAGCAGGUGGCAGUAAGAGGUGUGAACUCUCACUUUGGAUCCCUCUCUACCUGUCUUUGCAGUAUAUUUACUUGCUAUUAAAAAUAUUUCAGUCUACGUCUCAUUUCCCUUGGUCUUUUUAAAGGUGGAGUUUGGGAGUCCGCGUGGUUUCCACAGAGCAAAUCGACGAGGCUUCGUGAAACAGUGUGCUCAUGGCCAGAGGCCACUAGAUGGAGCCCUUGGUUUACAGGUGAUGUGAGCUCUCGUUGAACGAGUUCAAACAUUAGAACAGCAGACAGCGCCAUCUGAAAACCAGGACACUGUUUGAUGAAACCUCACCUGCCCUUCGCUAGUAAAUACACUGAAUUAGACCUCGAUUGAAUUCAGACUGGAGCUGAUCUUAUAUGAAAAACAAAGCUGUGUCUUACUAAUAUUUUAUUGUUGAGCAACAUAAUACAGGUUUCCAUGGCAACACAGUCAAUGAAUGGCUUUGUUGGUGACGGUGCGUCACAAAGGCGGCGGAUUCUUGCGUUGACUUUGGUCCCUGGUGGGUUGGACUGAGAGGAUCCAGGUCUGAAGCCUCAGCAGUGACGCGGCUUCACAGCCAAGACAGAAUGAAGGUGUUGGGUUUGGUGCUGACUCCAUGUUGGAGCUUUGACUCAUAUGGCUGCUGUAGGUCCAGCCCUUUGAUCCUCAGAGCUUUGAUGGACGCUCCUCACCUUCACAAUGUGAUGUCAAGGUCGGUCACUUCUGCCCCCUGGUGUCUUCUCUGCUGUGAACUGGGGACGGUCUUAGCAGUCGGCCGUCAGUCAGGUGCUGCUUGUUUCAGCUGCCACCUGAUUGGUUGAAGGGUGUCUGGUUGGAACAAAGGAACUGGUGUGGACUCGGUCUCGUGUUUGUUGGUCUCUGCCGCGACACUACCUUCGACCUCGUCCACGUGAAAACACAAAUGUUUUCCUCGGCUGUUUUCACAAAACCCUUCCUUAAAAACAAACCUCGCGAUGCAGUUCCCAGUGUGUGGCGUGGUAAUGCGCUCACUACGAAAGAAGACUGUGUGGUGGCCUCCGGCUCUGAAGCCUCUGCUCGAAAGGUUACAUCUUGGAGCGACAGUUUGACUGAACAAUAAAUACAAUUAAAACUGACUUGAUUUAGCAACAAAAAUGCUAACUAGCGGGAUGCUAACAUGAAGAUGGUUCCUCAGGCAGCUGUGCAGUUUAGGUUCCACCCUGGACUGUCGUGCUGCGUUUGCCCUCUGGAUCACUCUGCAGUGAAAACGCACCACUCACACUUGGAUCUUCAGGCCAUUGCUGCUGGGGACCCCUCACUGUGGACGGAAAAGAAACCUGGAUCAUGGCAGUUCAGGGAGGUUUUGAUCCCCACAGCCGAGCGGUUAGACGGCAGCGUCCUCCGUGGUGUUGGGAAUGGCUUCAUGCUCUGCUGCUCUCUCGUCUUCCCGGGACAUCGUCAUCAACCUCCAACGCUGAGGACGGAGAAACACAAGCUUCCAGACACUUUUUGGACCUUGUUGUGUGAAGGUUUUGCUCAGGUGACUUGAAGAGCAGCCCGUGAGCUCCAGCGUCAGCAGCUGGUCAUAAUGUUACGGACCUGCUUGAGGCUUCCCUUGCUGGUGCAGAACAUGUAGAUGGCGUAGCCUGGGAUCAGAACCAUCGAGGACAGCGCCAUAAACCAGCCCACCACCUGACCCCACAUGGGGUACACGUAGGACCCCAAGGUCAGAGGGGUCAUCUCAAUGGCGCUGAAGGUGAACACACUCUGAGGAGCAGACUCACAUGUUCAGUUCACUUUUCCAAACACAGAACAGGUUCGACUUCAACGGCAGAGAAUGACUUCCUGACAUGACAUACUCCUGUGUGCCAAAGUUAUUAAGGCGUUAUUAUGUCUUUUCACACUAAACCGCAAGAGGGCGCUCCAGGCCUGUGUUGCUCAUUUCAGCAUUGGCAGCAACUUCUCCAAACAACAAAAGAAAUUCAUAUUCUGCAGAUGACAUGAUGCACGUAGUGAACUAUGCAGCAGAAACUUGUACUGGGACUGGAGCGAAGCAGAGGCUGCUCUGAGUGAGAUGGAGAUCAGUGGAAUAACUGGAAGUGCAGACGUCAGCGCCGUGCUAGAGGACGCGCUGCAUCUUCCACCUCCAGAGUGGUGACACCGAGGACGAGGACUGUAUUGGAUGAAGUGAUUUGGAGUGAGACCCAUGGUUUGCUGAACUCCUUCUAUAGUUUUCUGAGUAGCUCUUCACCGUUCACAUCCCUUCUCAGUGCGUUGUUCGUGCGUCAUGUGACGUGACUUGUUCCGCCUGUUGCCCUGUUGCUGUGUUAAAUUGCAAAAUGACAUGUCUGUCAUUGUUGUUGGAUUUUAUCACAUACAUUUCACCCAAACACGCGACUUCUAAUCCGGUCGACCUUUGGGGCAGGACGGGGGGAGCCCCAUCAGCCACCGUGGGCAGCAGAUGGAGGAGUGUUUUGACUCUCUUCUCUUCCCAUCCACUGAAGCCACCGACCUAUGGAGUGGAACUGCGCUGACUUGAUGAGAAAGCAGUUUGAACCGCUCCACAACUGUCUGACGUCCUUCAAUAAUGGCGUGCGUGUGUGUUGCACGCCAUUGACCUGCGAUCAAUGAGUCACGGACGUGGACGGGUCCAUGAUUUCCCCGAGGCGUCUGACACCCAGGAGACCGGAAGAGUGGCACGGCGCGGCGCGUAUGGGAGAAUCAAUGGGGCUACUGCCGUCCUACCAGGCAGAUGAGCGGCGUGAAGAACAUCCAGCAGAGCUUCCACCAGCCGCACGGCCGGUAGCCGAUCAUGUCCUCGAUAUCCUUGUAGAAGCGCUCGGCUCCUGUGAAGCGAGCGUCCAGGUCAAACGGUGAAUGAUUCUGCCGGAGGCCGCGCGGGGCACCUGACCUACCGUACAACCACGAUAUGGAAACGGUUUCGAAGAAGACGAGGAAGAGCAGACACAUGCCGCUGGCUGAGUAGUAGUCGAACAGCUUGAAGACGUAGAGACCCCCCUGAAGAUCACAUGACAUGAGUGCCGGAGCUCGACGCGCGCGUGCUGUCACUCACCUGUGUGAUGUUGGAGAAGCCGAUGAGGAAGGAGACCAGGCAGACCGCCAGGAUGAAGACCUUCUUCCUCCUCCUCAGCACCAAGGGGAACUCGUCGAUGAGGGCCGUGAUGAAACCUUCCACCGUGCAGAACUGGGAGAGGACAGCAUCAG
This is a messenger RNA of Synchiropus splendidus (mandarinfish), 9227 nucleotides long. It is a transcript of the gene iqsec3a, whose product is annotated as IQ motif and Sec7 domain ArfGEF 3a. NCBI's taxonomy places the organism in Eukaryota, Metazoa, Chordata, Actinopteri, Syngnathiformes, Callionymidae. Gene Ontology annotation, molecular function: protein binding; guanyl-nucleotide exchange factor activity. Gene Ontology annotation, biological process: regulation of ARF protein signal transduction; actin cytoskeleton organization. The coding region runs from base 114 to 4181 and encodes 1355 amino acids. The record is from RefSeq and is a predicted model, not a curated record. The transcript is spliced from 14 exons.